AGCAGUUAAAAAUGUUUUGUAUAUUGUAAGUAAAUCAAGGAAUUUAUGAAAAAUGUCAAUGUGUGAUAGAAAAUGUUUGCCGUAUAUUAAAAAUAUGUUCAAUGUGUAUUUGACAUAUUCUCAACAUGUAUUUCGAGAAAAUGUUGAAUGUGUACUUAUAAAUAUUCAACGUGUACCUGAAAAAUUUUCAAGUUGUAUACAGUUUUUUUUUUUGAAGUGUAUUUGAAAAAGUCCGCUUAUACUUGAAAAAUGAAGACAAAAAUAGAUAACACCACUUGCCUGGUCAGGCAAAACCCAUCACCAACUCAGGCUUAUAUCAGGCGGCACUUUUUCUCAGGCACAUUUGUUUUUUGAGGUAAUUUUCUCAGGCACAUAGUCAGGGUAGGAACCAAACAGGCGUGUAGACUCGCGAUAUUUUGCUGCCCAGUAACUUUCCUGCACUUGCUCCGGGCCACAACCGGGUUUUUUCGCCUCUGUUGACCACAUUGCCUUUCUUUCUUUUCUUCUCGAAAAAAUAAACUUAGUUCACAUUUCCAUGGCUCAUCCAUCCAUCCCGCCACGUUCUCGUCGUCGCCUCAAAAGCUGUCCCCGAUCUCACGCGCUAACCCUAAACAAAAGAAAACAAAACCGCCACGCCGACGCCGACAGACGCCCACGUCCGUAGAGGCACGCACAUCGCCUCUGUCGUCUCCCUCCUCUCCGGCCGGCUCCCGGCCCAUUUAUACCGCCUCGCCGGCCAUUCUCACAAGUCGUAGCACUCGCACCACAUUCGACCAGGCACGCCAACGACGACUUUGCAAUGCCGAGGACGCGGGCGAUGUGCUGCCUCAUGCCGUCGAAGCCCUCCGGCGAUGCGCGCCGCCGCAGCAGCGCGGCGUGCAUUUGCUGCAUCGGCCCCCACCACCGCCCGUCCGGGGGCGGCGCCCUCGCCCCCGUCGACGCGGACAACAGCAGCGUGCGGACGCCGCUCACCAGCUGCUGCGGCGCCGGGGACGCCGUCCGCACGCCGCGCACCCCCAAGACGCCCUCCGCCAGGCGCCUCUGCGGCGUCCGCUCCCGCACCCCGCGCCGCGCGCAGCAGGUCCGCCGCUUCACUCCGGCACCAGCGCCGGCGCCCGCGGCACCUGCUGCUCCAGCGCGAGCGGCGGCGCCGGCUGCUCCCGCGAGGACUCCUGUGGCAGCUGCUGCAUCGGCUGGAGCGGCGCUGGCUGUUCCUCCGGUGAAGACUCCCGUAUCAGCUGCUGCGUCAGCUGGAGUGCCGCUGGUUGCUCCUCCUCCUGCGAGGACUCCCGUGGCAGCUGCUCCGUCGGCUGGAGCGGCGCUGGUUGCUCCUCCUCCUGCGAGGACUCCCGUGGCAGCUGCUGCUGCUUCGGCUGGAGCGGCGCUGGCUCCUCCUCCUGCGAGGACGCCGCGAACGCCUUCGACGCCGAUCGGGCGGACCCAGCGCGUGUGCUGCGUGACCACCGCGGCGCCAGCGCAGGCCGGCAACGCGAAGUCCAAGUCGGGCACCGCGCGGCGCCGCUGGCUCAGCUCCGCCAGCAAGGCGGUGGCGCAGACGCGCGGCGCGGUCUCCGGCAACGUUCGCGACAGCGGCACCAACCCGCGUGCCAACGGCCACGUCGCCAAGGCGGUCCACAGGGCGGCGCCGCUCGCGCAGGCCGUGGAGCCGCCAGCGCCGGCGAAGGAGGACGAGUCGGUCUGCUCCGACGAGGAGUACGCGAUGCUGUGCCGGGAGGGCUUCUCACGGGAGGACGUCGCCGCCGUCACCAUCCAGGCCUACUUCCGCGCGCACCUGGCGCGGCGGGCGUUCAAGGCGCUGAGGAGCCUGGUGAGGCUGCAGGCGGUGGCGCGGGGCGCGUACGUGCGGCGGCAGGCGGAGGUGGCGGUGCACUGCAUGCAGGCCAUGGCGCGGCUGCAGGCGCGCGUGCGCUCCAGGCAGGCGCUCGCCAAGCCCAAGGACAACGACGACAAGCUCCUGCUGCUGCAGAACUGAUCGAUCAACAUGCAGCACAAAAUAAAUCUGGAAACUGAUCUGGGCUUCUCGAGCGAGGCAAGUUUAAAUUGGUUCGCAUGAUGAGUUGUUCAAACCUGCCUGGGUUUGUACAUCUGCGAUUGUUUUCAAUUUCAUGGUCUCCUUAUUUAUGUCGUUUUUGGGGAGUGUCUUCACCACUGGAAUAUGUAACUCCUGCAUUUUCAAACAUACCGUGGGUGUUUUCAGUUUUGCCAA
This is a messenger RNA of Aegilops tauschii subsp. strangulata, 2227 nucleotides long. RefSeq lists its product as uncharacterized. Gene Ontology annotation, molecular function: protein binding. The record is from RefSeq and is a predicted model, not a curated record. Lineage: Eukaryota; Viridiplantae; Streptophyta; Magnoliopsida; Poales; Poaceae.